AUGACCUCCCGGCCUAACUUCUUGGUCAUCGUCGCCGAUGACCUCGGUUUCAGCGACUGUGGUUGUUUUGGGUCAGAGAUUAGUACUCCCAACAUCGAUGCCUUGGCCUAUUCUCGGGGUGGACUACGGUUCACUUCCUUCCAUGUUGCUGCGGCCUGCGCUCCCACGCGGUCCAUGCUCAUGACUGGAACGGACCACCAUUUGACCGGUCUAGGCCAAAUGCCGGAGUACAUAGCCCUGUCUCGCGCCCACCAAGGCGCCCCAGGCCAUGAAGGGUACUUGAACGAGAGGGUUGUGGCAUUGCCGGAGCUGCUCAGGGACGGCGGCUAUUAUACUUUGAUGUCGGGAAAAUGGCACCUGGGGUUGAAGCGGGAGUACUCGCCGCAUGCUCGGGGGUUUGCGAAGUCGUACGCUAUGCUUUCUGGUGCGGCGAAUCAUUAUGGGUAUGAGCCUCUGUAUGAUGACAUUGUUGCGGGCGUCCACCCUUUCUUCCAAACAACUGUGACGGCUCUCCACAUGGAAGACGCUGAGUAUUCGACAAAACUGCCAGAGGACUUUUAUUCUUCCAAGACGUACGCCUCGAAGGUCAUCGAGUUUCUUUCCGAGCGUCCGGAGUCGGAGAAAGGGAGGCCGUUCUUCGCUUACCUCCCUUUCACUGCUCCGCACUGGCCUCUGCAAGCGCCCAAGUCCUACGUGGACAAGUACCGCGGGAUGUACAAUGAUGGUCCAGCUGCAUUGAGACUUAAGCGACUCGAGAGACUAAAGGAACUGGGCUUGGUUGCGCCAGACAUUGUGCCACACGAAGUCGUAACGGGACCGGGGGACCUUGAUUGGGAGACGAUGGACGACAAAGAGCGGGCGAAAUCCGCUCGCGCGAUGGAAGUCUACGCCGCCAUGGUGGAAGUGAUGGAUGAGAACAUCGGCCGAGUCGUGGACUAUUUACGACAGUCGGGUGAAUACGACCACACCAUCAUCUGCUUCAUGUCGGAUAAUGGUGCCGAGGGCGCCAGCUACGAGGCUUCGCCUCUCGGCGGCAGUGGUAUCACAGCACAUCUGGAGAAGUACUAUGAUAAUUCGUUGGAGAAUAUCGGGCGGCCAAACUCCUACGUGUGGUACGGCAGUCGCUGGGCCCAAGCAGCUACGGCCCCAUCGCGACUCUACAAGAUGUUCUCUACGGAGGGUGGUUGCCGUGUGCCUUUGGUUGUGAAGCCGGCGGGCAAUCCAGAAGCCCUGCAUGAGGGUGGUCGUGUCAUCGACGCCUUUUGUACAGUCAUGGACAUUGUCCCGACUAUUCUGGAAUACGCUGGGCUGCAACAUCCGGGAACCACAUAUCGAGGACGAAAGGUCGAGCGCGUUCGCGGUGUCAGUUGGAAGCCGUUCCUGGACGCCAUAGCGGUCGCUGGCACGGAUACUUCUCCUGCCCCGUCGUCGAUCCAUGGCGAGGAGCAUGUCACGGGCUGGGAAAUUGCUGGAAGUGGUGCCCUGCGAAAGGGACGGUACAAGAUUACUUACGUUCCUCUCCCUCGGGGCCCACAACGGUGGGAGCUCUUUGACAUUGUAGAGGAUCCCGGAGAGACGCGCGAUUUGAGCAAGGAGAAACCCGAAAUCUUCAAUGAGUUGUUGAGACUCUGGGCUAUCUACGCUGAGGAGGUUGGUGUUGUCGGACUGGCCGGCCAGAUAUCGGCGAACAACCAGGUAGUUGAAGGAGUCAAGGAUGAAUUUGAGGAUACUGGACGGUGGAUCCGUUUUAUUGGCAAGGACAAUGUGCCACCUGAGAUACAAGCUCGGCUUCCCAAAUGA
Molecule: messenger RNA, 1800 nt
Organism: Aspergillus fischeri NRRL 181
Lineage: Eukaryota; Fungi; Ascomycota; Eurotiomycetes; Eurotiales; Aspergillaceae
Product: arylsulfatase
Exons: 2
Coding region: 1-1800 (599 amino acids)
Molecular function (GO): arylsulfatase activity
Source: RefSeq, a predicted model, not a curated record